Molecule: messenger RNA, 1045 nt
Organism: Eremomyces bilateralis CBS 781.70
Lineage: Eukaryota; Fungi; Ascomycota; Dothideomycetes; Eremomycetales; Eremomycetaceae
Exons: 2
Source: RefSeq, a predicted model, not a curated record
AUGGCGAGUGUCGCAAGGAAAGAUUUCCCCGCAGUCGAGCGCAUCGUACGUUCGCUAAACGCGGAGCGGCUAGAGCGUGCUAAGGGCGAAUUAGAGGUCUCGCGAACGACGAGCGACGAGGACGUUAAUAGGCUCUUAAGGAGCCUAUCGCUGUAUGGAUAUCGCCAGCCGAUGUCGAGGGAGAGUCGUUUAAGCAUGCGGCGCAAGAUCCAGUCCCUCAUUAUUCGGGAUGGUAUUCCGGCAAUCUGGUUCACGCUGAAUCCGAACGAUAUAACCAAUCCGAUCAAGCUCCGGCUUGCUGCGUAUCGGACCCGGGAUCCAGAGGUGGCUAAAGCCUUCUUAACGAGUCUAGAUCUAGCGUACAAGCGAGCACGGCUGGCGAUCUCGGACCCGCUCAGUUCGGCAAUCUUCUUCUACCGGGAGAUUUCCCUAUUCUUUAAGCACUACGAUCUCGAUUACGAGGCAUUUUCCGCCGUUCGGGCGGAACGGUCCGUAACGUCGGACAUAUCGCCAUUGCUAGCUAAUCGCGAGCAAUUCGCCGCCGCGUUUGAAGAGGAGGCCAACCUCUGCGCUGGGGCUACGCAGAUCCAUACCCAUAGCCCGACGUGUGUAAAGUACUCUAUUAACGGGCAAACACGAAGGAAUCAGGACCUGUGCCGGUUUAAGGCGCCGUGGAAAUUGGUAGAGAGGACGGCGUUUACCGAGGAGGGAGUGUUGCAGAUUCGGCGGACGCAUAGCAUGGUGAAUCGAUGGAAUAAGGCGAUCGCGGUAGGGCUGCGUCAUAACCAUGACAUUUCGUUCAUCGGAACGCAGUAUAAGACCAUGGCUCUCGUCUUUUACCUGACGAACUAUGCAACCAAAGUCGAGGAUCCGGUGUCAAAACGGGUGGCCGCAGCGGCAGAACUCAUCUCGGCUCAUAACGGUGCGACGGCGGAGCGGCAGGAGGGCGCAACGGAUGGCCCGAUAACGGGCAACGGUAGUGAGAACCAAACACGCCAGUUUUUGAUGAGAAUCGCGAACCGGAUCUUCACGGAGCGGCCGUUAU